This is a messenger RNA of Nicotiana attenuata, 2730 nucleotides long. RefSeq names its product microtubule-associated protein TORTIFOLIA1-like. Gene Ontology annotation, cellular component: microtubule. The transcript has 5 exons. The coding region runs from base 319 to 2244 and encodes 641 amino acids. Gene Ontology annotation, molecular function: microtubule binding. The record is from RefSeq and is a predicted model, not a curated record. Lineage: Eukaryota; Viridiplantae; Streptophyta; Magnoliopsida; Solanales; Solanaceae.
AUCAAUACGCGGUAACAGAUGAAGUGAACCAACAAAUCCGCAACUGCUUUUCUAUAACUUCCUCAUUACAGUUCUCUUUUUCUUCUUCUUCUUUCUCCCUUACAGUUUUCUUCUCUCUUUAAAAAGAGGAAAGAAGAGAAAAGUCUUUGUAGCAGGAAUCACGCGCGCCAUAACACCAAACAUACUUCUACCUCCACCGUUAGCGGCGGCAAUGCCGCCAGAACUUCCACCGGCGCCGCCUCCUACAACAGUGACUAAACUUUGAUUACAUAAAAUAGUCAAUAAAUCCGAACAAAUUUUGGUUUCAUUUUUUCGAAAAUGUCAGUAGCCAUGAAGCGGAACCAAAACCCAACACGCGACUUAAAACACCGUGUCCUCACGUGCCUCCACAAACUUUCCGACCGCGACACUCACUCUGCUGCGGCCGCCGAACUCGAAUCCAUCGCUAAGACACUCUCAUCAGAAACAAUUCCUCCUUUCCUCUCCUCCAUCUCCGCUGUCGAUUCCGCCGACAAAUCUCCUGUCCGAAAACAAUGCCUCCGUCUCAUCUCCCUUCUGUCCGAGCAGCACCGUGACACUCUCUCACCUCACCUCUCCAAAGUCCUCUCCGCUGUCGUCCGCCGCCUCCGUGACCCUGACUCCGCCGUCCGCACCGCCUGCGUCACCGCAUGCACCUCCAUCUCAUCAAACCUCACACAACCUCCGUUUUCCUCAAUUAUCAAACCCUUCCUCGAAGCGCUGUUCACGGAGCAGGAGAUGAACGCUCAGAUCGCCGCAGCAUUAUGUUUAUCAGCGGCAAUUGAGGCGUCGCCGGAGCCGGAUGUUGUCUGCUUGAGGAAGCUGUUGCCGAGGUUCGAGAAACUUCUCAAGUGUGGGAGCUUUAAAGCGAAGGCGGCAGUGCUUACGUUGAUCGGUAGUGUGAUUGGAGUAGGAGGAGCUUCUAAUCAGCAGACAAUGAGGAAUUUGGUGCCGUAUUUGGUGGAAUUUAUGAGUAGUGAGGAUUGGGCUGCUAGGAAAGCUAGUGUAGAGGCUUUGCUCAGACUCGCCAUAGUUGAGAGAGAUUCACUCUCGGAAUUCAAAACUUCUUGCCUCAAGACAUUCGAGGCUAAAAGAUACGAUAAGGUGAAGGCUGUGAGGGAAACAAUGAACCAAAUGUUGGAGGUGUGGAAAGAAAUCCCUGAUUUGUCUGAUGAUGACUCUCCUCUACCCCAGUCAAAUUCAUCAUCUAAAGAAAAUGCUAGUGAUGGGCGUUAUCCACCUAGCGUGAAGACCUCCUAUACCAUGAGCUCUGGUGCGCCUAGUGUUAGAAAAAAGCAGGCUCAUAAGCCAGCUUCUGCUGAUGGUUCUUCUGCUCGUACAGCCUUAAAAGGUCGUCUUUCGAACACUUUUGAAAAGAAAUCAACCCCAGCAAUCUUCCGCAAACUUGAUCACAAGAAGCCAUCUGAAUCGAAAGUUGAAAUUUCUGCUCCUCUUGGUACUCCUGGGACCAGGACUUCUGAGAAUGAAACUAAAAACAAAGAGGGGAGACUGGCAGACAAAGAUGAGGAGAUGGAACAACAAACAAAGCUAGAAGUCCAACGAACCCUUUUCAGUAAGAUCUCUGGUGAAAGAAAGCCUGGUAUAUUGAGAGCUGGAUCGCGUGUGGUUCCAUAUCUUAAUGAGAGAUCAGAAUCUACUGUUAUUGUAAGUAAUGAAACUGGGGAUCUCUAUAGGAACCCAAAAGAAUGUGAAUUCGAAGAUCUCUCUCAGAUCCGGAAACAACUUGUGCAAAUUGAAAACCAGCAGUCCAGUUUGUUUGAGCUUCUCCAGAGAUUUAUUGGGAGUUCAGAGAGCGGCAUGCGUUCUUUAGGGACUCGAGUUCAAGGUCUAGAGCUGGCAUUAGAUGAGAUCUCAUUUGACUUUGUUAUGUCCACCGGAAGGAAGUCAAGGACCGACUCUGCAGCCAUGUGUUGCAAGCUACCAGGUGCAGAAUUCUUUAGUUCAAAACUUUGGAAGAGAAAAGGAGGUCGGAGUUCUACCUCACGAUCUUCUGCUCAUGGUGAAACCUCAUCAGGAGGUGCUGUAAGCAGAAAAGCUGGUGAGCAUGGAGAUGGAGAAAGAUUUAAUUUGGAACGUGGGAGAUCUCGGUUUCGCGGUAAUCAUGGAUUUAUUGUCAAUCCAUUAGCAAAAAUGCAUCCUGAAUCUCAGGGAAUCUCUGAACCUUCGUCAAGUGGAGUUUCAAACAAUUUCUGUAAUGGUGUAUGAGAAUUUAUUGCAGGCUGUGUAGAUUGGAAUGAGGGCUCGGUUCAAUUCUCAAAUUAGGUUGGACCUUGAGCAUAUGGUAGGACAAAAGAGCGAAGCAGGAAGCAGUUUUCUAAUAGAGCUACUACAGUAAUUAUGCCUUCACAUAUUUGGCGAAGGAAUAGUACAUUCAGAAAAGCUUGGCCCAAGGUAAUGCAUCCACUUCUGGUCAUUCUACCAAGACUUCCGGUAGAAUUAGUGUUUGUAACUUGAUUUCUUUGAUAUUUCACGCUAGAGGAAGAAAGAAUAUUUGAGAGACAGGAAGCUGUAACAGUGUAUUUCGGGUUUAAAAGGGCAAGAUGUCUCUGAAUAUAAUAGGAAGUUAUCUGUUUACUUUCAGUAAUAGUUUUUGCUACGAUUUCUCUAUGCAUUAUCAUUAUACAAUAUGAUGAUGUCAGAGUAUGUAAUGUUUUCUAUAAUGAUGAAUCGUGUUUGAUCGUUUAGUUUUAA